GAUGAGUGUGUGGUACACUAGGAGUGAUAUGAUCAUGAAUGAAGCUAUUUGGGACAAGGUGGAAGUGACCUCCAGGUGGACAAGAUGAGGGAGGUGGGACUGAGAUGGUUCGAACAUGUGAAGAGAAGAUGCACAAAUGCCCCAGUGAGGAGUGAGAGGCUGGCUACAACUAGACCGAAGAAGUCUUGGGGAGCGGUGAUUAGCCAGUACAUGACUCACCUGCAGUUACCGAGGACAUGACCCUAUUAGAGUAGAAGAAUGGCCAUGCAAACCGUAGCUCCACCUUCUGCACAAGUCGUUGGAAAUGCUUUUGUUGAGCAGUAUUAUCAAAUUCAGCAUCACUCCCCAGAGUCAGUGUACCGAUUCUACCAGGAUUCGAGUGUCUUAAGUCGCCCAGAUGCUAAUGGCGUGAUGACAUCAGUGACAACAAUGAAAAAUAUCAAUACUUUGAUAUGUUCAUUGGACUACAAGAACUACAAGGCCGAAAUAAAGACUGCAGAUGCACAGGAUUCCUUUAAGGAUGGGGUGACUGUUUUGGUAACUGGAUGCUUAACCGGAAGGGAUAAGUUGAGAAGGAAAUUUGCCCAGACAUUUUUCCUUGCUCCACAGGACAAGGGUUAUUUUGUUUUGAAUGAUGUUUUUAGGUAUGUAGAAGAUAAUGAGACUGAUACCGCUCCAGAAAUGAUUAAUGGAACUGAGGAUGUGCAGUCGGAGGUUUUGACCCCUGAUCCAGAACCUACUCAUGUGGUUGAUCCUCCAAAUCUCGACCAAGCUGGCUCAUAUGCAGAAGAAGUUCAACAUGUUGAGGAAAAAGCCAAUGACUCUUUGGAAGAUGGGAGACAAAUUGGUGAUGAAAGAGAGAUUGUUGUGGAAACUGAAUCCCAUCUCGACGAGGACCAGAACCCUGCAAAGACAGAAUCAGCUAAUUCUGUUGCCCAAGAGGAUGCUCCAAAGAAGUCCUAUGCAUCAAUUGUCAGUUCACAAACAAAGAAAGGGCCAACCAAAAUCUAUGUACCCACUAAUACUUCCAGAAUGGCUCCUCCCAAGGCUGUAAAGCAGCCAGUUGCUGCAGUAGCACAAACUGCAGCUCCUGAAGCAUCAAAUCCUACUGCACCUAGUGGAAUUAAUAUACCUGAAACUAAUGAUACUGAAGAUGAAGCUGAGGGAUACUCCAUUUAUGUCCGCAAUUUGCCUCUAGAUGUUACUGUAGCCCAACUUGAAGCUGAAUUUAAGAGAUGUGGGCCUAUUAAGCAAGGAGGUGUACAAGUUAGAAGUAAUAGGAAUCAAGGAUUCUGCUUUGGCUUUGUUGAAUUUGAAGAUGUGAGCUCCAUGCACAGUGCCAUACAGGCUUCACCGACUACCAUUGGGGCUCGUCAAGUUGUUGUUGAGAUGAAGAGAACUACAACUAGAGUUGGUAGCGCGAGAGGCCGUUUCUCUCCUGGAAGAGGAGGAUUCCGAAAUGACAAUUUCAGAAUCCGCGGAAACUUUGGUGGAGGUCGGAGCUACGGGAGAAAUGAAUUUGGAGGACGUGAUUUUUCAGGGCGUGGUAGGAUUCAAGGUGGACGCGGUGGUGAUGUCUAUCAAGUAAGAGGGAGAGGGGGACGGAGAGGUGAACCUAGUCAGAGUUCUACUACAGCAUAGUUUGUGUGGGCUGGUUAAAUUUUUUGGUGGUAAAUUUUGAUCUAGUUUAUUUGUUUGCCAGUGUGCAAACAGCGGAACAGUUUUAGCUGUGUAGUGAACUAGUGAUAUCAACUUGAUCAAAGUUGACAUUGACUUUAAUUUUUAUUCUACUCCCCCCCACCCCCUUCUUUUUACCUAC
This is a messenger RNA of Solanum dulcamara, 1819 nucleotides long. Its product is annotated as nuclear transport factor 2-like. NCBI's taxonomy places the organism in Eukaryota, Viridiplantae, Streptophyta, Magnoliopsida, Solanales, Solanaceae. The record is from RefSeq and is a predicted model, not a curated record. The coding region runs from base 259 to 1641 and encodes 460 amino acids. Gene Ontology annotation, molecular function: mRNA binding. The transcript has 8 exons. Gene Ontology annotation, cellular component: cytosol; ribonucleoprotein complex.